AUUUUGAAGAUGGAAAGGCAUUCGGUACAAGCUAACACUGGAGCAGGAAAUGAGGUGGACUCGCCCACUGUCAAUUCAAAGUACUGUGGCAUCAGAGGUUUUUGUCCUACAUCUUCACUUCAAGACAGUGGCUAUAGUGAGUUAUUAAAAUCAUGCAGAUUUGAUAAUGCAGAUAAAGAAUUUUUCGGGAAGAAAGAACAAGGCCCAGCAUUCAUCCAUGAACAACCUGGAACUUCCGGUCUGGCCUUAACAUACUCCUUAAAGUCUCCCACUCAAAAAAAGAAAUUUGUCUUCCCUUGGAAGGAAAAGGAGAAAACUCCAGAACUUUGCGAAACUCCUAAGGUCAGUGGAAAAAAAAUUUUACCGCGCAGAAGGUUGAAUCUAUCUUUUGCUCUUCUACAGGGGGACUCUGAAUCACAUAACAGUUCCCUGGAAAGCUGUGUAAGCCAAGUCCUCAACGUAGAAAAAAAUGUUCCAAGCAGUGCUUCAGGGUUUCCAAGGCAAGAUAAUUUUAGUCCUUUAGUUACCAGCACUUUAAAAACAGAGGAAGCUACUUCCAGCAGUCAAAAAUUGAGACUUAAUUUUUCACAACAGAAGACUUCCACAGUAGAUGAUUCCAAAGGUGACUGUUGCCUAUUUGAAGUUGAAUGUAUAUCUCCAAUUCAGGGUAAUAGUUUUAAAGACUCUAUCACACAUGAUUUUAGUGAUAGCAGUUUAAGUGUUAAUGAUGAGAAUACAUACUCUGAACUUCUGGGCUCCUCUGUUAGUGGAGCAACUUGUGGAACAGAUGAAGACAUAUUUGUGACUCCAGUAAGUAAUCUUGCCGCAGACAUUAAAUUCAACGCAAGUAAAGCACUUUCUCCUUCAAUUGUGAGAGGCAGUGCUUCAACACCUGAAGACAGUGGUUUUAAUUCACUUAGCUUAGAUAAAUCAGAAGAUUCCCUCUCUGACCAGGAGGGUUCUUUUCAAGAACUACUUCAGAAACAUAAAGGAACUGUCAAAGUGGGGGACACCAUAAGAAAGUCAAGGCAUCUUGGAAGGUUGAGAAGACUGUCCACCCUUCGGGAGCAAGGCUCACAAUCGGAGACAGAAGAAGAGAGGCAGAUCCCGCACUCUGACUCAGAAACCACAGCAGCAGCUUCUUCAGACCCCUCAGGGAGCCAGCUGAGGUGUGAUAAUGAGAGAGAGGACUCGAGUUUAAGCUUUAAGAACUUAUCAAAUACCCCAGCUCUGCAAUUAGUACAAGAGCUUUUCAUGAAUAGCAAAAGGAAAAGAUUCCAGCAAAAUGGUGCACACGACUUCCUAGAAGGAAGGGACAGGGGAAAAAUAGCUGUAUUGCAGUGUGUGCUUGCAGGACUGAUUGGCAAAAAAAUGGGCAUAGAAAAACUGGACAUCUUAACAGAGUUAAAAUACAGAAACUUAAAGCAUAUUCUUGCUGUGGUUUUAGAUUCUUUGACUGCAGAAAGCCUAUGCAGUGUUUGGAGAGUAAGCAGAAAUUGGCGUGAAAUUGUUACUCAAGACAAAAAAGCAAAUUGGAGGAGAAAAUUUUAUAUCUCACAACUGAAAACAGAUUCUGAGGGGACUAUAUUAAAUGUUGAGGAUGCUGCAACUCGGCUCCACCUUUUAAAUCGAUCAGCUCUAAGGUCUGUGCAAGCACAGGCCAGGACACCAGGUUCUCAGAAAGAACAAGUUCCAACAUUAUCUCCUUGGGGAGAAGUUUUGACACCUACAGCGAGCUCUUCUGUUACUCCCCUAAGUAGUAAGCAGGAAGAAUAUGUUAAGGUUGCCAAAACACUUUUUAUUGAUGAAGCAUUAAAACCUUGUCCAAGGUGUCAAUCCCCUGCUAAGUAUCAGCCAUAUAAGAAAAGGGGACUGUGUAGCCGCACAGCCUGUGGUUUUGACUUUUGUGUGGUAUGUUUGUGUGCUUAUCAUGGGUCUGAAGAAUGUUGUAGAGGAGUAACAAAGCCAAGGAAUAGAAAAGGUACUCUUCCAGGAAGUGCUCAGAGUAAGCGGAAUUUACAACGCCUCUGAAGAGACUUUCAAUAUAAAGAAGCACUCCCCCUAUGCAAUGUUUUAUUAAGUUAGAAUUAUGAGUAUUUUGAAACAUGCAAAUCUUCCCAUUAAUGACAGAUGAUGAUUUAUUUCCUAUUUUGUAUAUAUUAUAAUCUAUGUCAUUGUAUGUUUUCUUUAAAGUGAUGAGUUUUGGAAAAAUUUUAUUUAACUGUCAUUUUUACCCAUUUUAGUAACUUCAUGUUUUUAAAUAAAGAAUUUUCCGUGUUGUCAUAUACAUGUAUUUUACUGUUUUAUGUAACAUUUUAAAAUUGUACAUUUCAUCACUGUGUUGAAAUGCUUCUCAAUCAUUAAAAAAAUGGUUUUCCAAAUAAUAUUUAAAAAUUUGAACUUGAGACAGCUGAGUUUAUAUAGACUUGAAAAAUUACUUGACUCAAAUGAAAUCUAAAUAAAAUUUAGUUUUUAAAAGU
Messenger RNA from Orycteropus afer afer, 2480 nucleotides. RefSeq names its product F-box protein 43 (gene FBXO43). The record is from RefSeq and is a predicted model, not a curated record. Lineage: Eukaryota; Metazoa; Chordata; Mammalia; Tubulidentata; Orycteropodidae. Gene Ontology annotation, cellular component: nucleus. Gene Ontology annotation, biological process: regulation of mitotic nuclear division; negative regulation of meiotic nuclear division. Gene Ontology annotation, molecular function: protein binding; zinc ion binding.